AUGAACUCGAAGAGAGACAGGGAUCUGUCGGUCAGCGUGACGACUUUCUACAUGAAAUUCGUCGGUUUUUGGCUGGCGUCUAAUUACGCCGAGAAACGUUGGAGGAACAUCGCCAUAAGCUAUACGCUCUUCACUAUCCUGUUCUCCAUAUCGAACGAGACGAGAUCUUUGUACUUCAGUUGGGGAAAUUUGAAUGAUAGUAUGUUCACCAUUUGCAACGUCGUAACUAUCGCUCUAGUUAUAGUGAAGCUGAUGGCCUUGUUGGUAUAUAUGGAGGAGGUGCACGAUCUGAUCAGUUACGCGAAGAAGAAUUUUUGGCAUGCAAAUUAUGACUCAUACGAGCAGAGUAUCGUGGAUAAUUGUAAAAAUACCUGUACACUGUUCGUUUGCACCUUCACGUUCUUUGCUCAGGGAACAACGUUGACUUAUGCGAUAGAUCCAUUUCUAGAAAACCGUGGGAAAAAUGACACUGACAGGGUACUUCCUUUUAAUAUGUGGCUCGAGUUGCCAUUAAGUGUAACACCGUAUUUCGAAAUAAUGUUUACAAUACAGGUUGCACUUUUGUUUCACGUUGGUGUAUGCUAUCAUUGCUUCGACAAUCUUUUAUGCAUUAUAAAUCUACACACAUCUGUUCAGUUUCGGAUCUUGCAAUACAGACUGGCGAAUAUCUGUAAUGAUAACGAGAAAUGCAAAGAAGCUUCAGAGAAACCACGAUGUACCGCGAAUAAUUAUAUGAAACUUAAAAAUUACAUACAACAACACCAAGGGUUAAUUGAAUUUUGCAAAAGACUCGAGUGUAUAUUCCGUUCAAUUGUGCUUGGACAGGUGUUACUAUUCAGCAUCUUAAUCUGCCUCGAUGGAUACUUGGUACUUAUGGAUAGCAUUACACGUUCAAGACGCAUUAUUUUUGCAUUUCACAUAUCCGGUUGCAUGUGUCAAUUGCUAAUGUUCACCUAUAGUUGCGACUGUUUGAUAAGGGACAGUAUGAACGUGGCCCACGCCGUGUAUAAUAGCGAGUGGUCCCUAUUGCCAAUGGACAAGUAUGGAAAAAUGUUAAGAAGAGACUUGAUACUCGUUGCCAUGAGAUCUCAGACACCGUGUCGUUUAACUGCUAAUGGCUUCUUUGUUGUGUCUUUGGAAACAUAUACUAACAUUCUGAGUACCGCGGUAUCAUACUUUACAUUGUUGAGGAACAGCACAGAGGAUACGUAG
Eufriesea mexicana is the source of this 1212-nucleotide messenger RNA. RefSeq names its product odorant receptor 13a-like. Bases 1 to 1212 code for a protein of 403 amino acids. Gene Ontology annotation, biological process: detection of chemical stimulus involved in sensory perception of smell; sensory perception of smell. The record is from RefSeq and is a predicted model, not a curated record. NCBI's taxonomy places the organism in Eukaryota, Metazoa, Arthropoda, Insecta, Hymenoptera, Apidae. Gene Ontology annotation, cellular component: plasma membrane. The transcript has 6 exons. Gene Ontology annotation, molecular function: olfactory receptor activity; odorant binding.